Nasonia vitripennis (jewel wasp) is the source of this 1805-nucleotide messenger RNA. RefSeq lists its product as uncharacterized. The record is from RefSeq and is a predicted model, not a curated record. NCBI's taxonomy places the organism in Eukaryota, Metazoa, Arthropoda, Insecta, Hymenoptera, Pteromalidae. The coding region runs from base 830 to 1777 and encodes 315 amino acids. The transcript is spliced from 2 exons.
UGAGUGCACGUUUUGGCAAUCUUAUUUUAUCGAAGUUUUUUUUUCUUCCUCUACACUUUUUGUUUUUCAGAAAGAUGCCGAAACCUUUGUGAUGAGGUUUCAAAAACAGUCCUUUACCAAACAUCAGCGUUUCCAUUUUUUCAUUAUGUCUCUUUUGCUCUUCCAUUUGUUUCUUAGCAGCGCUUGCUUUAUUUAUUGCUUUAGCGCUUUUAUUUUUCCAGCAGCUCCUCCUGCAAGUGAACCUACUGCACUAAGACCAGCAAAAAGUGGAAUAAGUGCUGGAAGAAAGCCACCUACUUUGCUAGCAAUAGACAAUAUACGUGGAACACUAACUUUACUUUUCCCACCAUUUUUCUUUACAUGCUCACGAGCAAUCUUCAACGCCGAUUUAAUCAUUGAGCGAGAGUCAUUGCUAGGAAUGAUUGAUUUGGCUGUUGACUUGAUUAAAUUUUUUCAUCGUAAUCCUUUUCUUUGAAAUCGUUUUCUUGCGUUUGAGAGAUCUACCUCCUCCAACACCCAUACCAAGCUUUGAUUUUAACUUCAUAGUAUUUGCUACUGCGAAAGCUGCCGCUCUUUCGUUCAAACCAGCGUCACUAGAUUUCACUCUUUUCCACGCCUUCUCUGCUAAAAUUUUAUCAGCUGCGUUUCUCUCUUGAAUGUUAUCAGGAUUUUUCGAGUAGGCAAUGCCGUGUUCCUUACAAGCAGCGUCUAGAGGAUUGAUUCCUGGAUUACCUCGAGCUAGACGGUUAGUAAGCUUUGUACCUGGACCACAGUACUGAUAACCAGACACGUGAAGUUCAACAGGUCAGUCGUGAUAUGAAAUAGAAGCAUGAUGGAUCUUAAGAAGCAGUCAGCAAAGUUUCCAGUGAUUAAUUUCGAUCUUUUGACACAGCAACAACAGCAGAAAGAACCAAGUCAUGGAAAAUUAUUACCUAGCAGUAUAAGAGCAGUAUUUUGUGGUCCAUCCAAUUGUGGUAAAACUAACGCUCUCUUAUCUCUAAUCAUUCAUCCGAAUGGUCUGAGAUUUGAAAAUAUUUACGUCUACUCAAAAUCUCUGAAUCAGCCAAAAUAUGAAUUUUUACAGCAACUUGUUACACCUCUAAAAGGUAUUGAAUACUUGCCUUUCGGUGAACACGAUCUUGUCGUAUCACCUGAUGAAGCUCGACCCAAUUCAAUUUUUGUCUUUGAUGAUAUCGCCUGUGAAAAACAGGAUAAUGUCAAAGCUUUUUACUGUAUGGGUAGACAUAAAAGUGUGGAUUGCUUUUACUUGUGUCAGUCAUAUGCACAAGUACCGAAACAUUUAGUGCGUGACAACGUCAAUUUGUUAGUAAUUUUUCGUCAAGAUGAUAUGAAUUUGAAACAUGUUUACAACGAUCACGUUAAUACAUAUAAUACAUAUAAUAAUAGUCGUCAUCGAACAAUAGGAAUGAAGCCUGUAGAAGUGAAUAGAGACAAAGUUAAUCACAUUCUUAAUCGAAUUAGAAAGCUGAACAGUAGAAAUCUGUUUAAGCGAGCUAAAUUUAAAAUUGGUGAUAAAGUUCGUGUGAGUAGAAACAAGGAGGUUUUCGACAAAGGCUAUACACCCAAUUGGUCAACCGAAGUAUUUACAAUAACCCGAGUUUCAUCUACGAAGCCCUACACUUAUCAUCUAAAGGACUAUCAAGACAAGCCAAUAGCUGGAGGAUUCUAUGGGGGAGAACUUCUCAAAACUAAAUAUUCAGAUAUCUAUUUGAUUGAGAAAGUUUUGAAAAAAAGUGGUGUGGUAGAGUUUAUGUAAAAUGGCUAGGUUUUGACAAUACUCACAA